UUCUUUGAGAUUAGCCUUCAAUACGAGUAAAAAUGAACCCACAUCAACGAUAAUUUUUAGAUAAUAUUGAAAGCUUAAAUGGAAAUUUACAAAAUCCUAAUUCAACCAUGUUCCAUCGACUUCUUUUAUUCGCUACCAUUUUCCAAUUGAUAAACAGUCAAUACGAUAAAGAGAAAGACGAAUGCAGAAAUAGUUCGGAAACAUGCACGCCAAAUCCAGACGAUAUAAUAGACACCCAGGAAGACUUGCCAUGGGAAGAACGAGUCAACAUGGCGACCAGAUUCUUCAACCAUAAGCUUGUUCCAGAUUUGAUAGGUUUACCUCCACGAUCUAGAUGUCAUGCCUGGUUUCCUGGAUUGCUUAAACCUGCCAGAGUUGUGGUAGGGGGUGAAUUAGCCCGACGUGAUUUAUUCUAUCCACCGCAUAAUAUGAGUUGGAAGUAUAUUCCCGAUCAUUUAUACACCGUGUUCCUAACAACUCCAGAUUUUACAACAACUACUAAUUUUACCAAUUGGAGACAACUUCAUCACUUGCUCUUGAUCAAUGUGAAAAAUUGCUAUAUAGAUACAGGAGACAUUGUUCUAGAUUAUUUGAUACCUCAAAUUGUAAGAGCAGCAGGAUACACUCGAUACGCUUUCUUAGUUUACGAACAACCUGACCGAAUUCCUGUGCCACAGAUUAAAAGAAAUGGAUUGAAUGCGACUUUCACUCUCAAACAAUUCGUGCAAAAACAUAAUUUGGGAAAUCCGAAGUUUGGGAAUUAUUUCUUUAUAUAUUACGAAUAGAGGUUUUUGAAUUGUGAUCGAUCUCAUGAGAACUGGAGCUUAAGUAAACAGGAAAGCAUGUCUGAGAAAUAAGGAAGGAAACGACUUAGGUAUUCAAUUCAAACUUUCCAAGUUUUUGGAAGUACAUACCUAAUCAUUUGGGAAGAUUGACAAGUAUUUUGAACGAAGAAAUGCAGGAAUUGUUAUCCUGCUGAGUCCGUGUUAUACUUUAGGUACAAUGACCUUUUUUUGGUAAUUUUAUAAAUUGGAAUAAAACAAAUUUCAAUUUUGUUCUUUUUCACUCAUCUUAAAAGCAUCGCCAUUCAUCUCUAUACCAAUAUUAAAAUAGGUAUCAUUUAAAAUUACGAACUCGAAAAAGAUAUUAGCCUAUGUAUUUUACAUGUUUGAGCUUUUAAAAUAAAAA
Messenger RNA from Planococcus citri (citrus mealybug), 1188 nucleotides. RefSeq names its product protein D2-like. Bases 108 to 785 code for a protein of 225 amino acids. The transcript has 6 exons. The record is from RefSeq and is a predicted model, not a curated record. NCBI's taxonomy places the organism in Eukaryota, Metazoa, Arthropoda, Insecta, Hemiptera, Pseudococcidae.